Messenger RNA from Odontomachus brunneus, 3545 nucleotides. RefSeq names its product zinc finger and SCAN domain-containing protein 2-like. Gene Ontology annotation, biological process: regulation of transcription by RNA polymerase II. Gene Ontology annotation, molecular function: DNA-binding transcription factor activity, RNA polymerase II-specific; RNA polymerase II cis-regulatory region sequence-specific DNA binding; zinc ion binding. NCBI's taxonomy places the organism in Eukaryota, Metazoa, Arthropoda, Insecta, Hymenoptera, Formicidae. The transcript is spliced from 14 exons. The record is from RefSeq and is a predicted model, not a curated record. Gene Ontology annotation, cellular component: nucleus. Bases 193 to 2811 code for a protein of 872 amino acids.
CGUAAAUUGUUCCGUCUCGCAACAGUAGAAUGACCUAGAGAGGGUUGCUUAACCUCUUUAGUAUAAAUGACUGCAACCAAACUAUUUAAUGUUCAUAUACUGAUAUAUAACGGUUAAUCACAUAGUGAUAUACACGCAUCUUUUUAUUUAUUUCCACUUUGUAAUCGGGAUUGAUAUUUUGCAUUAGUGAAUAUGGUAGCUGUGCAUUUAUACGAUUCAACAAUCUGUCGUUUGUGCGCAGCGGACAAUGGUAACGAAUUGUUGUUCGUCAAUGAGACUGGCGAAGCGGACUUGAGUUUACUGAUAAAUCGAUAUUUGCCGCUGAAGGUUCAAGAUGAUGGCAAAUUACCAAGAACAAUUUGUCCAGGCUGUAACAUCCAACUAGAAGCAACAGUUCAAUUUUUACAGUUGUUAGUAAAUGGACAGCAAAAAUUACGAGAAAUGUGGAAACAUGAAGUGGAGCAAUGCAAAGCAGAGCGUUUGCAAGAUAAAAGAGAAAUUGUGGACUGCAUAGUUCAGCAUAAUGAAGAUGAUCAGUAUGAGCAACAAAUAGUUGUUAAAGUGAUGUCAGAUGGAUCCAUGUAUGCAGCAGAACAUGAUAUGAGUUUACAAAUGGAAGGCUUGACUAAGCCAAGAAGGAAACGUGGACGUCCACCCAAAGUACAUACAGAAGCAGACACUUUGGCAACAAGAGAAAAUCCUAUAGAAACUGCAAGCCAAGGUGAGGAAGAUAAACAGGAAGAAAUUGAGGAAGUAGAUCGUGAUGGAAGACGCAGAAGAAAACGUAAAGUUCCUAAAAGAUUUAUGGAAGCAGUGCAAGGAAAGGAAUUAGAAAGAAUUUUUAAGGAGGAAGGAGUAAUUGACGAAGAAGAUGAUGAUUCUGAAAUACACAAUGAUUCUGAAGAAGUGUUAAAUCCUUCUAUUCAGGAUGGUCAGGAAGAAGUAAUUGGUCAUCUUGAAACAGAAGAGGGCACAGACUUGGGCGAGUUGGUGGUCGUGAAUCGUGUACGAGCACGAGGAAAGUCGAAGUUAAAUCGACGAAAAACCAAGUUUACUUGUCAGCUUUGCGGCAGAAGUUUCCUACAACGCAGCAGAUUCAUAGUACACAAGAGCUUUCAUAAGGGCGUCAAGUAUGAAUGCACACAGUGUAAGAAGCUUUUCACCAGUAAGGAUAACUUGGCAUUGCACCAGAAAACAACUUUACAUAAUACGAAUUCUGCCAAUGAAAAUGUUGAAGCACCGAAUUUUUUGGAGAAGGUUGAGAUGUCCAAUGCAGAACAAGAUAUUUCAGCAUCGACAACCGAGAAAAGCAAGUUGGAUAAAGAAUAUCGAUGUGAUGUCUGUGGCAAAAUCCUAAAUCAUCCCAGCUCCGUCGUGUAUCAUAAGGAAGCUGAACACAACAAUGGACGUCGUUUCGUUUGUAACAAAUGUGGCAAGAGCUUUAAGCAUAAACAACUGCUCCAGCGUCAUCAGUUAGUGCAUUCAGAUAAUCGACCAUACGUUUGUAAGUCAUGUAACGCCAGUUUCAAGACAAAAGCAAAUUUGAUUAAUCAUCAGUCUACUCAUACGGGCGAGAAGAAGUAUUUCUGUGAGAUUUGUGGUCAACAAUUUGCGCACAAGACUAGUCUCACAUUGCAUUACAGGUGGCAUACUGGUCACAAACCUUAUACUUGCGAGGUAUGUCAAAAGAGUUUUUCUCAAAAUGGCAAUCUGCAGGAACACAUGCGUAUCCAUACCGGUGAAAAACCGUAUUGCUGCGACACCUGUGGUCGCAAAUUUACUACAUCUUCCCAGUUUAAACUACACGUGAAACGACACACUGGCGAGCGACCUUGGAAGUGCGAAUUUUGUGCGAAAUGUUUUUUGCAUAAAGACACAUGGAAGUGUCAUGUGCGUCGACAUAAGGGUGAACGUCCGUUUCAAUGCGCGUAUUGCAAUCGUGGAUUUACGGAACAAUGGGCACUGAAGAAACAUUUCCGUUUGCAUACUGGUGAGAAACCGUAUUCUUGCGAUCUAUGUGGUAAAGCUUUUGCUGAUUGCUCGAAUUUGACAAAACACAAAAAGGUACACAAGGAAAAUAAAGUAGUAGCAGUGGACGAGUCGGGAGGAUCUCCAAUUGGCGAAGUGUGGCAAAUCUUACCGAAUUCACAGGAAUCUGAGGAACAAACUCUCGUCAAUGAUCAAAUGACGCAGGUGAUUGCGGCCGAUGAAACGUCUACCGACGGAAUUCAACAGAUCAUUUAUGUGUCCUACCAAGAUCCUGAUGAUCCUAAUCAAUCACGAACAUUACAUUUUGUUGAUACAAGCAUAAUAAGAAAUAAGGUUGAAGUAACAUCAGAUACAGACUCGUUGCCACGUUUAAACGUUGAGACCGAUGAGAUAAUUACAGAUAAGAUAUCGAAUAAUAUAUCAAGCAAUAACCAGGAGCAGUCGGGAAUAGAACUUUCAGAGUCGGAUUUACAAUUGCAGAUUACAGAUGAAGAAGGUAAUCCUAUUCCGUUAUCGAUUCAAGAAGCUCGGCAGCUUCUUUCUGAAGGACAUUUUAUUAGCCAGUUAAGUGCCGGCCAAACUAUUCGCGUUCAUUCUGGGAUGCUUACGCAACAGUUGCCACAGGCUUUGAACAUUCAUGUUGACGAGGAAACUGCUGCAACCGCAACAAUGAAAGAAGAAAUUGUGACUCGUCCGAAUGCAACUAAAGGCGUCGAAACUAUUUCAAUAGUUCAAAGCGAUGCGGAAGCAAUCGUCAAAGCUCUCGAGGAUAUAAGCCGAACUGAGGUAACACGUGGCAUCUUGACAAUAACAUCAAUAUAAGAAGACGAAAGAGUGUGUUGGAGCGGGAGCCUGGGUAGCUCAGUGGUUUAGAGCAGUCGCCGGCAAGCGAAAGACCCGGGUUCGAGUCCCGGCCCAGGGGGGCCGGGGGGCUUCCGAUAUACUUUUCUCUCCGACUCUUACAUCUAUUAGAUAUCGGUCGUCAUACAUCGGAUGUUGGACGUUCGAUGAGUACAUUCCAUUUGGAGGCUUACACGUUGUGAACGCUUAUGCUUAUAAGCGCUAUUUUCGUUCCAUUUGCUUCAUAAAUACUCACAUGAAAUAAAGCGAAAUAAAGCGUUCCACUUGACACUUGUAAGCAAUCGUAAGUGACAAGAUGGAGAACAAAAAAAAAUUAAUGUCUAUCGCAUUUGUAAAAACGUUAACAUUAUUAGAUUUAUUCGAGGAUGAUUAAAAUAAUAAUAGAAAUAAAUUCGUUGAAAGAUAUAUAUUAGAGUGGAGCAAAAAAAAAUUUUUUUUUUUAAUGCAUAACUGCUCUAGUGCGGAAAAGUUGUGGAUACUAGUAUCAUCCAUAAAAAAAUUGAAAUCGAUUAAUCGAUAUCUUCCGCAUCUAACUUAAAGUUUUGAAUUGAAUAAAAGAAACUAAAAUCCCAAUCAACACAAUUAUAUAGCUACUAUAUAACAACUAUGAAUCUCAAUAUCACGUGUUAUACAGGGUGUCUCAUAAUUGUAACACACCAACUCCAUAAGGGCGUACAGCUAAACGAGAAGAUCAG